UGCGCGGUGUCGUCAGCGCAGUGUGUGGAAAUUUGACCGAGAGACAGCAGUUGUGUCAGGGACAACUUAAACCGAAUACAGUCGCACUGUUUGGAUUCAACCACCAACCAAGCGAGCUUUUACGCCACAACGCGACCGGCAUCGUCCAGUUUGUAAAGAUUCCUACCAACAGCAGGGCCUUGACAAUGGGGUGAUUGUGUCCCUCCAGUCCACUCAUCAGCAACAAAAACAAGACAGCAGACCUCCUGAUGUCAGAAGAUUCAGACUCCAAGCACUACUGCUUUUCAAUGCUGGAGGACCAGGAUAGUGCUCCAGCACGCAGAGCGUCCACAUCGUGCAGCUCCAUGCCAAGGAGUGCCUCAGGAUGCAGUUCCAUGGCACAGCUGCAGAGGAUGAAUGGCUACAGCCAAGGUGGAGCUGACCUCGGCAUGCCGUCGGAAGGCAGCGACAGCAGCGGUCAGGAACCUCCCACGUUGCCACGCAACCAUCGCAAAAGCGCCCGCUCCCGAUCACUCCCGGAGGAAGACGCGGAAAUGAAGAGUACCGGGUCCAGCGGCAGCGGGAGCGGCAACGAGAGCCACGGAAACGAGAGCCACAGCAAUGAGAGCAACAGCUUGGAGUCGGUGCGCAGCUCCAACAGUACCAGCAAAGAUUCCGCUUUGCUGGAGUCUUCUGAGAGCAACAAGAGCUCCAACUCCCACAGUCCAUCUCCCCCCAGCAGCUCCAAUGCCUUCAGUUUGCUGAGCUCCGAGCAGGACAACCCGUCCACCAGCGGCUGCAGCAGUCAAGAAUCUGCCAAAGCCAAGACCCAAAAAGAGCUGCUAAAAACUCUCAAGGAGCUGAAGCGUCAUGUGCCGGCCGAAAAGAGACACAACAGCAAGUCCACCACGUUGAACACCCUCAAGUACGCCCUGCGCUGUGUCAAGCAGGUGGAAGCUAAUGAGGAGUACUACCAGCUGCUGAUGACCAAUGACAGUCAACCAUCAGGCCUGGAUGUUUCCUCCUAUACCAUAGACGAGAUAGACAGCAUUACUUCAGAAUACACCCUUAAAAACAAUGAUAUUUUUGCUGUCGCCGUAUCGCUCAUCACAGGAAAGAUUGUGUACAUUUCCGACCAAGCCGCCUCCAUCCUUAAUUGCAAAAGGGAAGUGUUUAAGGACACCAAGUUUGUGGAGUUCUUGAUCCCGCAGGAUGUCAGCGUGUUCUACAGCUUCACCACACCGUACCGUCUGCCCUCUUGGAGCAUGUGCACUGGAGCUGACUCAUCGCCGCCUGACUGCAUGCAGGAAAAGUCCUUUUUUUGCCGUAUCAGUGGCGGUAAGAAAUGUAAGGACGAACUGCAGUACUACCCGUUCCGCAUGACGCCAUACUUAAUGAAGGUCCAAGUCACAGGUCAUGCUGAGGACCAGUUUUGCUGCCUCCUUCUGGCCGAGAGGGUUCACUCUGGUUACGAUGCACCCAGGAUACCCACUGACAAACGCAUCUUCACCACCACACACUCUCCAAGUUGUGUGUUCCAGGAUGUGGAUGAACGGGCGGUCCCUCUUCUAGGGUACCUCCCACAGGACCUGAUUGGCACGUCGGUCCUCCUUCACUUGCACCCCAAUGACAGACCAAUGAUGCUGGCCAUUCACAGAAAGAUUCUCCAAUACGCAGGGCAGCCAUUUGACCAAUCGUCUAUCCGAUUCUGCGCACGCAACGGCGAGUACGUCAUCCUUGACACCAGCUGGUCCAGUUUCGUCAACCCCUGGAGCCGCAAGGUCUCCUUUGUUAUCGGGAGACACAAAGUCCGAACGGGACCUGUGAAUGAGGACGUAUUUAUGGCCCCAGUGGUGGCCACAGCUGAGCAGAAGACCAUGGACUCCGACAUCCAGGAGAUCACGGAGCAAAUUCACAGGCUCCUCCUGCAGCCGGUUCAUAACAGCGGGUCCAGUAGCUACCGAAGUCUGAACAGCACUGACCCACGACUGGGCAUGACCUCCUCCGGGGAGAACCUCAACAAUGGCAAUUGUAGCAAGUUCCAUUUAGAGGAGGAGGAAGUGAGCAGUAAAGACAGGCCGCGAACUUUUCAGGAAAUCUGCAAAGGAAUCCAUCUCCAAAAGAGUCAGGAGCAGAGCAAGAAAGUUCAUAUCAGAGAGUCAGUGCAAAAGAGCUUAGCUGUGGUUCGACCCAAGGACUGUGCCGCUCUCCUCAACUCGAAGGAGACCGCAACACAGAUGGAGGAGAGUAGGUCAUCUUUCCAUGAAGAGAUGUCAUUGAACGAUCAGACGGUCUACUCCUACCAGCAGAUCAGCUGUCUGGACAGUGUUAUAAGGUACUUGGAGAACUGUAAUGUCCCCAUCGCUCUGAAAAGGAAAUGCCAGUCCUCCUCUAACACCACGUCCUCUAACUCCGAUGAGGACAAACACCAAGGGUGUUUCACCAUGCAGGUUUCUGAAGAACCCGCAUUGUUGAAGGAUCAGUCCGGUCUCUCCGCUUUAGAAGACAAAAAACCCAGUGAUACGUCCACAGCGGUAGUGGGCACUUCGCUGCCCCUACCUUUACCUAACAAACCAGAAAGUGUGGUGUCCAUUACAAGCCAGUGUAGCUACAGUAGCACCAUAGUACAUGUUGGGGACAAGAAACCACCGCAAGAAUCAGAGAUCAUAGAAGAUAUCUCAGGUGCAGGUGAGACUGUAGAAUCUGCCCAGAACCCUGUUGCUCCACCUUGUGCCGUGGGACCUCCCUGCCAGGAGAGGGAGUCUUACAAGAAACGGGGCUUGACCAAGCAGAGUCUGGCUGCCCACACGCAGAAGGAGGAACAAGCCUUCCUUAACCGCUUUAGGGAACAUCGCAAACUCACAAACCUCAACGCCAACUGCUCGCAGUACCUGGAGCGCGGAAAGGAAAAGGUCGCCAGUGACGCGGCCCCAGCUGCCCAGCCCAGAAAGCAGAGUGGUCCAAACGCAGCACGGCGCAGUGUCCGCAAUAAGAAGACCAAAUUAAAGCGAGCCAAGCAGACCGAGUCCUCUGACAGCACGGCGUCACACCCAAGUUACCACCACCACCACCUGCGAGCUACCCCCCUCAACCACGGCCUUAACCCCACCUCCUGGUCUCUUUCAGACACGCCCCAGUCCACAUUCCCCGUGGCCUACCCUGCCGUAGUCCCUGGUUAUCCGCUCCAGGUUUACCCCAGAGCCCCUUCCAUAUUUCCCCGCACAGAUGCCACUGUGCAAGGCUUCGCUGACAAUCAAGGAGUCCCCGCUCCGACUUGCCCACCAGGCAUCCAUCAAACACCUUAUACGGCACCCAUUGUCACCCCCUACAUGGCUGUGGUUCUCCCCAACUUCAUGUACCCUCCCAUGGCCCCUGGACUUCCACCCCCGCAGCCAGUGUACCUCCCAUUGACUGGGGGCUUCUCCAGCCAGGCACAGGCUUUUUGUCAACCGGCUUUUCCGCCACAUGGAACCUUCAUGAUGCCGCCCCCAUUUAGCGCCCAGACUCCGUUCAAUGCCCAGAACUCUUUUGCCCCCAAGGUGGGCUACAUGACGCCGUCCUUCUACGUCCCUCCAUCCUCAGAAACCCAAAAAGCUCCUGUGGAGGGGCAGUCUCGCUCUUCAACACCACAGUCUGGAGUAGGACGUGGAGCCAGGGCUUCCCCUCCGCUCUUCCAGUCUCGCUGCAGCUCCCCUCUAAACCUACUGGAACUGGAGCUGUCCGUGGACCGGCAGGACUGCACGGUGCUGUCCCCUGGAGGACAAGGCGGCAACGCAGUCGAACGGGACAAGGGAGCAGGCGGCGUGCAGGCCAAAGAGAUGGAGCUGACACAGCCAUCUCUCAGUCUCCUUGGUCCACCUGGACCGUUGUAUAACGAGGGCACGUCCCGUGUCUCUGAGAGUUUGUCUUGGGAUAAAGUGUUCUCUAGGCUGCUGGCUUGCAGCUUUGAGGUGUCUCCCGGCGACGACAACAACAGCGAUGCCAACUCGUGCUCCAGCGACAUGUUGGACAUUAUCCUGCACGGGGACUCGUGCUCGGGCACAGGCUCGGCCACCUCGGGGUCCAUGGGCUCUAGGUCCAACGGCUUCGGAACGUCGGCCAGCGGGACGUCCAACAGCGGAACAUCUAAGAGCAGAAUGUCGGCCAGCGGGACAGGUGUGCUCAUUUCUGUAUCUUACGCAAUACGUAGUCCGAACUUUUGCCAACGUGUGUGUAUUCGCCUCACAGGUAGCAACAGCAGUAAAUACUUUGGCAGCGUAGAUUCGUCCCAGAAUAGCCAGAAGGUGAAAGGUCACUCGAGCAGCAGCGAGAUGGAGCAGAGCGACCACGUCAUGAAGUACGCGCUGCAGGAUCCAAUAUGUCUCCUCAUGGCCAAAGCUGACAACAAGGUGAUGAUGACCUACCAGCUCCCCUCUCGUGACAUCCAAAAGGUUCUCCAAGAGGACCGCAAGAAGUUGAGGCUGAUGCAGAAUAGUCAGCCGUGCUUCACCGAGGAGCAGAAGAGAGAGCUGAUUAAGGUCCACUCCUGGAUGAAGAAGGGAGGUCUGCCCAAAGCCAUUGAUGUCAAGGUCUGCUCCUGCUGCGACAGCGCCAUUGAUUCGGCGCCAGCGGACAACUUGCCGGACUUGGACCUCGCGGACCCCGAGCCUGCGGAGCUUAGCCGCCACAGGACGGACGCCUCCCCUCCUGGCUCCUGCACUAAAGACUUUAAACUAGACUUUAAACACAAAGCCACUCAAGACUUUGCGUUCUCGUGACAAAGAAGGGGGCGACCCCAUGUUCAUCAUUCCAAAAUAACUUUUAUGCUGUAAUAUAGUCUUGAAUUUUUGUAGAAUUGUAAAUUUUUUUUUUUAAUGAGUGCUCGCUAUGAUACAUUUUCUCUAUUUCAAAAUGUGCAGCUCUUUAUGGACGCUGCAGGCGACGUACAGAUGGAGCGCAGGAAGGGAAAUGUUAAAAGUAUGGCAGCCGCAGUAAGUGAGUUCCUACAACACUUUGCUGCUGCAGGCUAAGGAGAACCAUUUGAAGGCACAAGUGCACUUUGCAGGGCGGCGUUGGAGGAUGAGGAUUCGUGUUGAUCUUUAUGUCGCCGCCCUUUUAAUUCAUUCAUUUCUGUUUUUUCAAAUUGCCUAAUAAACAAAAGUGAACCACU
This is a messenger RNA of Entelurus aequoreus (snake pipefish), 5128 nucleotides long. RefSeq names its product period circadian clock 2 (gene per2). Bases 249 to 4736 code for a protein of 1495 amino acids. Gene Ontology annotation, molecular function: transcription cis-regulatory region binding; transcription corepressor binding. The record is from RefSeq and is a predicted model, not a curated record. Gene Ontology annotation, cellular component: cytoplasm; nucleus. The transcript has 23 exons. Gene Ontology annotation, biological process: negative regulation of transcription by RNA polymerase II; circadian regulation of gene expression; entrainment of circadian clock by photoperiod. Lineage: Eukaryota; Metazoa; Chordata; Actinopteri; Syngnathiformes; Syngnathidae.